CUCUUCUCUUUUUCCUCCGGUUCUCGCAAGCGGGGUCGGUCACGCAGGGCGACCUUUCUCUCUCUCUCUCUCUCCUCGAACUGUCUCUCCGUGUUCGACUCGCGUUUCAGCGCAGUCAGACCUGACCAAGACAAUUCAAAUAACCAAAGAGAGAAAGAGACUUUUCCACACCCACAGAGAAAAAGAAAAUCGGAAUCAUUCUCCAUUCUAGAGCGACAGAAAGCUUGGAAAAAUUGCUGUGUACAGCGAGAAAGUUCAAUAUUCUUCGCUCGCAAUCUCAGAUUAUAUUCUUCGAUCGUAAAAACUCUCGAGAUCUCCGUCGCUUGAUCCCCACUUCGAAUCGCUCUUGUUUUCUUCUCAAUUCAUCGAGGACUUCUGAGUUUCUCACUUGGGAUUUGUUGAUUGGGAAGGGGUUUGAGAUUAAUGCGCGAAAAUUGAAGGGUAAUUUGGUACUAUUAGAGAGAUUCUGAGAUGAGUGGUGUGGGAGUUAUUAACUGUUGGUGUUCGGUGUAAUAUGGGUUUGGUUGUUAUACAUAAAGAAGAUGUCGCUUUACAUUCGUCGCGAGGCUUCAAAGCUAUGGAAAAGAUUUUGCUCAGAGAUCGUAACGGAACUCAACCUUCUCGCCGAGAACUGGAAGUAUCUUCUCGCCGGACUCAUCUUUCAGUACUUCCAUGGACUUGCUGCUCGAGGAGUUCACUAUUUCCAUCGGCCGGGACCUCUUCUUCAGGAUGUUGGGUUCUUUCUUCUUCCGGAGCUUGGGCAAGACAAAGCUUACAUCAGUGAGACCGUGUUCACAUUUGUUUUUCUAUCGUUCUUCCUGUGGAGUUUUCAUCCUUUCAUUCUCAAGAGCAAAAAGAUCUACACAGUUCUGCUCUGGUGCAGGGUUCUGGCAUUUUUAUCUGCUUGUCAAAUUCUUCGGAUAGUAACAUUUUAUUCAACUCAGCUUCCGGGCCCAAACUAUCAUUGCCGUGAGGGUUCAAAGUUUGCUACGCUGCCUCCUCCAGAUAAUAUACUCAAAGCGCUAAUAAUUUUACCUAGAGGCAUUUUAUAUGGCUGUGGCGACUUAAUAUUUUCAUCACAUAUGAUCUUCUCACUAGUCUUUGUCCGCACUUAUCAGAAAUAUGGCAUGCAGAGGUUCAUAAAGCAGUGUGCUUGGUUAAUCGUUGUGAUCCAGAGCUUUUUGAUAGUAGCAGCUCGCAAACACUAUACGGUUGAUAUCGUUGUGGCAUGGUAUACUGUUAAUUUGGUGGUGUCCUUCAUCGACCACAAGUUGCCAGAAUUGCCUGACCGCUCUGGAGCUGCGGCAUUUUUACUACCAUUAAGCAAGGAUGGCCGGACCAAGGAAGAGAAUUUCAAGCUCCUAAAUGGAAACUCUGGGGAUCCUAUCGACCGGAGACAGAGAACUCCAGCGAAUGGCAAGAUUCUGGAAAAUGGAAACACGGUCCAUGGUGAUGCAAUGAUGAAUGGGGUGUAGGCAAUUACUUGGGUCGUUAGAACUUCAGGUGUAAAGAUUCUUCUACUGCUUUUCGCGUGAACCUGAUUUAUGUAUCCUAGUGGAAGAAAUUUGGUUAUGCUUUAUGGUUUCAAUGCGAUUCAUCAUCAGUUGCGCAA
Molecule: messenger RNA, 1612 nt
Organism: Rhododendron vialii
Lineage: Eukaryota; Viridiplantae; Streptophyta; Magnoliopsida; Ericales; Ericaceae
Product: phosphatidylinositol:ceramide inositolphosphotransferase 1-like
Exons: 12
Coding region: 543-1475 (310 amino acids)
Biological process (GO): ceramide biosynthetic process
Cellular component (GO): Golgi membrane; trans-Golgi network; endoplasmic reticulum membrane
Molecular function (GO): ceramide cholinephosphotransferase activity; inositol phosphoceramide synthase activity; sphingomyelin synthase activity
Source: RefSeq, a predicted model, not a curated record